AUGAGCUAUGGAAUUUGCAACUUUCUCCAAAAAAAUAUGAAAAACUAAAAGAAGUUCUUGGUCAGAGUUUGAAAAGGCCAGUGAUAACCCGUUGGAAUUCGCUAUAUCGUGCAUUAUUGCAGUUUUGGCUUAAAAGAGAAAAUAUUGACUAAUAUUGACGAGUUGGGUAUAAAUAAGCCAUUUGAUGAAAUCGAUUUUAGAUUUAUGGAAGAAUAUCUUCAUUGUAAUAGACCUCUCGCUGAGGCUAUUGAUAUUUUACAAGGUGAAAAAGUCGCUAGCUACGGAUACCUGCUUCCUACACUCAUAUCCGUCAAGAAUAAAUUACUGGCUUGUCAAAAAAUAAAGUUACAAUUUUGUAAAAAGUUAGUGUUUGGAUUAUUGAAAAGUUUGCAGUUGCGCUUUAAGCCAAUUUUUGAUGUUGAAAAUGAAGGACGGAUUAGCGCUGUAGCAGCAGCUUCACAUCCUAAAUUUAAAUUGAACUGGCUCAAUUGUUUAAGUCGCUCAGUGCAAGCAAAUGUUAUAGUAGCAAUAAAAGAAGCACUUGCUUCUGUGUCGAGUAGAGUUGAAGAUAAGAAAAAAGAUGAUAGUGUAGCUGAGGAUGAUUUUUUGGACUGUGAUCAUGAUACACCUGAUGUAGUCGAAACUUUUGGGGCUUCUAAUGUAGAAGCAAUAUUUCAGAAAUUUAGUACUGAAAGUAGGAAUGAUCUCGAAUUACUUAAUUUAUAUCCUAUUGUUAAGAAAGUUUUUCUCAAAUUUAAUACACCUUUACCAUCUUCUGCACCAGUAGAAAGACUUUUUAGUUACGCUACAAUGUUUAAUUUACCUAAAUUUAAUAAAUUAACUGAUGAGAAUUUUGAAUUAAGAGUAAUUAUGAAGUGUAAUUCGAAUGUCGCUAAAAAAAAAUAGUAUUAUUUACUUAGAAAACACGUGAUUCUCUUAAAUAAUUUGGGCAUAUUUAAGGCUCCUGGGUACUCGUCGCGGCCAUGUUGGAAUGUGAGAAAAAG
Molecule: messenger RNA, 1004 nt
Organism: Temnothorax curvispinosus
Lineage: Eukaryota; Metazoa; Arthropoda; Insecta; Hymenoptera; Formicidae
Exons: 2
Coding region: 205-906 (233 amino acids)
Source: RefSeq, a predicted model, not a curated record